This is a messenger RNA of Haliotis rufescens (red abalone), 9513 nucleotides long. RefSeq names its product CRAL-TRIO domain-containing protein C3H8.02-like. The coding region runs from base 147 to 857 and encodes 236 amino acids. Lineage: Eukaryota; Metazoa; Mollusca; Gastropoda; Lepetellida; Haliotidae. The transcript is spliced from 7 exons. The record is from RefSeq and is a predicted model, not a curated record.
CGGAGAGGUAACUCUCAAUGACUAACGUUUGACAGGUGCGCGAUAGAUCGAUACAGGCGGUGUGAGAGGCAUAUUGACUUUUACCAGGUGCUGGAAACCAUCAACAGCUGUUGUCGUCAGGGUAGAGUGGAGGCGUGUGGAGUGUAAUGGCGGACACUGGAUCACCGGUGGAUGGGCCGAUGCCAGUUCCAGGAGAAGUCACAGAGAAGGAUUUUGAGGAGCUGAAGGACAGAUGCAAGAUUCUGUUUGAAGCAGAUCCAUCACAGGCUCACACAGACUCCUCAUUACGACGGUUCCUGAAAGCUUUUGGCGACGUUGAUGUUGCGUUCAAGCAGUUGUUGAAGUGCAAUAAGUGGCGCCGAGAGUUUGGCGUGGCGAAACUGACACCGGAGGAUGAAGAUGUCAUGAAUGAACUCGCCGCAGGCAAAGUGCACAUCCUGCGACAGAGAGACUCCAAGGGGAGACCUGUUGUGCAUGUCGCUGCCAGGAAACACAAUGUGUACGAGAGAGACAUUGACAAGUUUACACGAUUCAUCGUCUACAUCCUGGAAACAGCCUGUAACAAGUGUAAUGAGGAUGUCAUUGACAGUCUGUGCAUCAUCUUCGACCUCAAGGGCUUCACCCUCAGCUGCAUGGACUACCAGUUCAUCAAGAACCUCAUCUGGCUCCUCAGCAAGAACUACCCCGAGCGUCUCGGCGUCUGCCUCAUCAUCAACUCCCCCAUGAUGUUCUCAGGCUGCUGGGCUGCUAUACGACCAUGGCUGAAUGAUGUCACCGCCAGCAAGGUGCGGUUUGUAGCAGAUGACCUUGACCUUUGUAAGUUCGUCCACCCAGAUGCCCUUCCUCCAGAUGACUGAUUCUACCACUAGGUGGCGCUAGUGGCUGUCUGUGCCGUCCUCUUUGAUUGAGGUGUCACUAUAGGAAAUAAUAGGAAGUAUAUAUAUAUUACCCGGACUCACACAGAACCUUUCUGUCUGCACUGGAGAACCGUAUCUACCAUUCAGGAACAUUCCCUGUACAUUUAUAGUGAUAGUUUCAGCCAGGGUGUUGCCGAUGGCGGUCUUUCUGAAGUUUUUGUCAAAUCAUGGGUUUUGAUAUUUCUUUUUUUGUGUCAGAUAUCUUGUUUUAUUAUGAAGGUUUCUUCUGAAUGAGCAAUUUGCCUUUUUUGUGCAGAUAAGUAAAAGAAUAUUGGUUUGCUAUGUGAUCUCUAGGCAGUAAUAACUUUUAGAAGGAUUGAAAUAGAGGUUUUCCCAAUUGUCAGAUGUGUUCAGGGAACAGCUCUUAUUGUUCUGACGCCCCGUUCACAUGCCCAACAUUUACUCACAUCAGUAAUUUUACACAUGUGUAAUAUGUGAAUAUGUAAAUUUAUUAUGCGUUCACAUGAAAAGCAUCUUAGGUGUGUAAAUAAAGUAUGUAAAUUGUGUAAGGCACACAUAGUCAUCAGUCUGUUCACGACUUUCAACACAAAACAGGUUGUUUUCCAAUGAGAAGAGAGUUACUUCACCAAAAAUUUUCGCAAGAAGCAACGUGUAUGAUUUAAUUUAUACACAAAAUUCUUUAAGGAUUGACUGUGUAUUUUUUUCGGUUCAUUGAGGUAUGAAUCGAAAAACCAAUGUGCAAACUGUAUGAAUCCGCGUAGCGGAUUCUUACAAAAGUUUGCACAUUGGUUUUUCGAUUGGGAAAUGAAUGCAAUAACACGUGACCAAUUCAGCUAAUCAGAAUACAGGAAUUUCAAUGAACACAACGUAAAUUUAAUUAUGACUCCUUGAAACCAGAAGAAAACACCGUCCACUCAAAUCUGUAUUUACACAUAAAAGUUAGCAACUGUUGGCAAUUUGUUUGGUGUUUGCAAAAGAACAGAUAUCAAUUAGAUCAUCCUCUUACAUUAACAUAAACAUUCACAUUGCAACAUACACACACAGUGCAAAUUUACAUUUAUAUUUGCACCUGCUCCAGACAUGAUGCAAAUUUGCUCCUGGUGUAAAUAUACACACAUUAGUAAAAGCGUUCACAUGACAAGUAUACUCACGUAUGUAUUUCCACACACGUAUGCACAUAUACACACAUGUAUAGCGGCGCGUGUGAACGGGGUAAUAGUAUGCACAUAUACACACAUGUAUAGCGGCGCGUGUGAACGGGGUAAUAGUAUGCACAUAUACACACAUGUAUAGCGGCGCGUGUGAACGGGGUAAUAGUAUGCACAUAUACACACAUGUAUCGCGGCGCGUGUGAACGGGGUAAUAGUAUGCACAUAUACACACAUGUAUCGCGGCGCGUGUGAAUGGGGUAAUAGUAUGCACAUAUACACACAUGUAUCGCGGCGCAUGUGAACGGGGUAAUAGUAUGCACAUAUACACACAUGUAUAGCGGCGCGUGUGAACGGGGUAAUAGUAUGCACAUAUACACACAUGUAUCGCGGCGCGUGUGAACGGGGUAAUAGUAUGCACAUAUACACACAUGUAUCGCGGCGCGUGUGAACGGGGUAAUAGUAUGCACAUAUACACACAUGUAUCGCGGCGCAUGUGAACGGGGUAAUAGUAUGCACAUAUACACACAUGUAUAGCGGCGCGUGUGAACGGGGUAAUAGUAUGCACAUAUACACACAUGUAUCGCGGCGCGUGUGAACGGGGUAAUAGUAUGCACAUAUACACACAUGUAUCGCGGCGCGUGUGAACGGGGUAAUAGUAUGCACAUAUACACACAUGUAUCGCGGCGCAUGUGAACGGGGUAAUAGUAUGCACAUAUACACACAUGUAUAGCGGCGCGUGUGAACGGGGUAAUAGUAUGCACAUAUACACACAUGUAUCGCGGCGCGUGUGAACGGGGUAAUAGUAUGCACAUAUACACACAUGUAUCGCGGCGCGUGUGAACGGGGUAAUAGUAUGCACAUAUACACACAUGUAUAGCGGCGCGUGUGAACGGGGUAAUAGUAUGAACAAGCCUGUGAACCAAGGUGAGUUUGUGCCAUAUGUACCGGUAUGUACUGUUUCUAUGUACAUCUCAUCUGAAAAUCAGCGUUGUUCAAAGACUAGCUGAUCCAGUAUUAGAAAAGAAUUUCCGGAAAACCUCUAAAUUCCCUCCUUUAGACACAUUCUAUGUUUGGUUAAGUAUUGAGUGUUCCAAACAUGCGACUAUUGAAGUGAAUAAAGUCUGUUUCACAUUUAUGUGAACUAUCUUAUAACUUUCAGAACAAUAUCUAAAGGUUUUACUCAGUUGUCUGAGAAAACCAAUGCUGCUGGCCAAACAGGGCCCUCCUCCUGUCUCGUGUCUCGGUCCAGGUACAAGAUGUAGCUUGUCCCUGUGAUUCAAUACUGAAGCCAACAGUAAGCUUCUUUCACUGGAUAGAAUUUGGCUCUGAUGACUUUAUAUUACAUUGUUUACUUUCAUAUAUAUGCAAUAUGUUGUACAGGUGGUUUUGAAUAGCUAGCUUGGUACACAAAGUAUGUCUAGUGUGUCUAGAGACAACCAGUCGCCCCUACUGGACAAAUUCAUACCUUUAUGGAAAACAAUACUUUCAAGAACAAUUAAGAAAUUGAAAUGUCUUUUUUUUCGUUUGACCAUCCAGGGUUUUCUCCACAGAAAUCUGGAAUCCAAGAAAUACAAACAUCUGGCCUUAGUUGAAAUGCCUACACAUGGUUAUAGAUUUGGGAUAAUUUGGCACAAAGUUAACAAGAAAAUGUUGACACAUGAAAGUGGAGGGUUCAGAGAAUGCUGUUGUCGUGCUGUCCACCUGCUGCUUCACCUACACACAGACACGGGGACAUCGAGUUUACUGUAGAGUUCCUGACAUGAUAUUCCUUACUUUUCACUCAUUGUUUGAGGACUGUUAGUCAAGAUUCAAGAUGUUUGUUGGCCCUGUGGCCCGUUUAUACAUAAUAAAUAAGUAAUAAGUUACAUUAUAUACAGAAAGUGUCGGCAUCACUUGAAGUGCAUAUUUGUCUACAAACAUUUUGUACUCCAAAUGACUGCUAUUACCAUGGUAACCAAUCCAUAUACACAUGAUCAUAUGUAUCGGAUUGUUCAUGUAGCUGCUGACUCCCAUGUUAGACUCCACUCACUCACUCCAGCAUCCCAGUACACCUACAUAUAAUGAGUACACCUGCAUGUAUCAAGUACACCUAUAUGUAUCGAGUACACCUACAUGUAGCAAGUACACCUACAUGUAACGAGUACACCUGCAUGUAUCAAGUACACCUAUAUGUAUCGAGUACAACAAAAUGUAGCGAGUACACCUACAUGUAGCAAGGACACCUACAUGUAACGAGUACAUCUAUAUGUAGCGAGUACACCUACAUGCAGCAAGUACACCUACAUGUAGCGAGUACACCUACAUGUAGCAAGGACACCUACAUUUGCGAGGACACCUACAUGGAAAGAGUACACCUACAUGUAACGAGUACACCUACAUGUAAUGAGUACACCUUUAUGUAUCGAGUACAGCUACAUGUAACGAGGACACCUACAUGUAGCAAGUACACCUACAUGAAGCAUGUACACCUACAUGUAAAGAGUACACCUACAUGUAACGAGUACACCUACAUGUAAUGAGUACACCUUUAUGUAUCGAGUACAGCUACAUGUAACGAAGACACCUACAUGUAGCAAGUACACCUACAUGAAGCGAGUACACCUACAUGUAACGAGUACACCUACAUGUAAUGAGUACACCUUUAUGUAUCGAGUACAGCUACAUGUAACGAGGACACCUACAUGUAGCAAGUACACCUACAUGAAGCAUGUACACCUACAUGUAAAGAGUACACCUUCAUGUAUCCAGUACACCUGCAUGGAGUGAGUACACCUACAUGGAAUGAGUACACCUACAUAUAGCAUGUACACCUACAUGUAAAGAGUACACCUACAUGUAACCAGUACACCUAUAUGUAGUGAGUACACCUACAUGUAGCAUGUACACCUACAUUUAAGGAUUACACCUACAUGUAACGAGUACACCUACAUGUAAUGAGUACGGCCACAUGUAAUGAGUACACCUUUAUGUAACGAGUACACUUAUAUGUAGCGAGUACACAUACAUGUAACGAGUACACCUACAUGUAAUGAGUACACCUACAUGUAGCGAGUACACCUACAUGUAGUGAGUACACCUUUAUGUUGCAAGUACACCUACAUGUAACGAGUACACCUACAUGUUAUGAGUACACCUACAUGUAACGAGUACACUUAUAUGUAGCGAGUACACAUACAUGUAACGAGUACACCUACAUGUAAUGAGUAAACCUACAUGUAGCGAGUACACCUACAUGUAGUGAGUACACCUUUCUGUUGCAAGUACACCUACAUGUAUUGAGUACACCUACAUGUAAUGAGUAUACCUUUAUGUAAUGAGUACACUUAUAUGUAGUGAGUACAUCUUUAUGUUGCAAGUACACCUACAUAAGCGAGUACACCUACAUGAAGCGAGUACACCUACAUGUAAUGAGUACACCUUUAUGUAACAAGUACACUGAUAUGUAGCGAGUACACCUACAUGUAACGAGUACACUGAUAUGUAGCAAGUACACCUACAUGUAACGAGUACAUCUACAUGUAAUGAGUACACCUUUAUGUCACGAGUACACUUAAAUGUAGCGAGUACACCUGCAUGUAGCAGAGAUAACCAAUCUGGAACCAGCCCAGCAGGUCUUAUGUUGUGACAUGAAAGGAGAUACAGAUUGCUACAUGCUUUGAGGAUCUAAGCUUGUCUUAUUCUCCACGUUAGAUGUAUUCCACAGGUGAAGGUUGUACGUUAUGGUCACAUUGGACAGGCAUUCAUUGUACAAGGUUCACCAUGUUUAUUAUUUGUUGAAUUUUUAUGUUUUUAAUUGUUUGGGCAGCUCUUUGAUCAAAAUGUUCUUGGAAACAGUUAUCUGGUAUAUCAUGUUGAUCUCAGUUGUUGUGGCGUGGAAGAGAGAGGAUCUGAUGGUCUGUCACCUGGUGUAAGCCGCCGUCUGUCAUCUACUGCUCCGGCCCACAGAGGCCAUUGUGCCACAGUGUUUUGUGUCAUUGUUCUGUGGCGCAAUGUUCUGUGACACAAUGUUCUGUGACAUUACCAUCGUUCUGUGGCACAAUGUUCUGUGAAAUUACCAUUGUUCUGUGACACAAUGCUCUGUGACAUUACCACUGUCCUCUGACAUUACCAUUGUUCUGUGGCACAAUGUUCUGUGACAUUACCAUUGUUCUGUGGUGCAAUGUUCUGUGACAUUACCAUUGUUUUGUGACAUUACCAUUGUUCUGUGGCACAAUGUUCUGUGACAUUACCAUUGUUCUGUGGCACAAUGUUCUAUGACAUUACCAUUGUUCUGUGACAAAAUGCUCUGUGACAUUACCAUUGUUCUGAGACAUUACCAUUGUUCCGUGACAUUACCAUUGUUCUUUGGCACAAUGUUCUGUGACAUUAGCAUUGUUCUGUGACAUUAGCAUUGUUCUAUGCCAUUACCAUUGUUCUGUGGCACAAUGUUCUGUUACAUUAGCAUUGUUCUGUGACAUUAGCAUUGUUCUAUGCCAUUACCAUUGUUCUGUGGCACAAUGUUCUGUGACAUUAGCAUUGUUCUGUGACAUUACCAUUGUUUUAUGACAUUACCAUUGUUCUGUGGCACAAUGUUCUGUGACAUUACCAUUGUUCUAUGACAUUACCAUUGUUCUGUGGCACAAUGCUCUGUGACAUUACCAUUGUUCUAUGACAUUACCAUUGUUCUGUGGCACAAUGCUCUGUGACAUUACCAUUGUUCUGUGACAUUACCAUUGUUCUGUGGCACAAUGCUCUGUGACAUUACCAUUGUUCUGUGACAUUACCAUUGUUCUGUGACACAAUGCUCUGUGACAUUACCAUUGUUCUGUGACACAAUGUUCUAUGACAUUACCAUUGUUCUGUGGCACAAUGCUCUGUGACAUUACCACUGUCCUCUGACAUUACCAUUGUUCUGUGGCACAAUGUUCUGUGACAUUACCAUUGUUCUGUGAUACAAUGUUCUGUGACAUUACAAUUGUUUUGUGACAUUACCAUUGUUCUGUGGCACAAUGUUCUGUGACAUUACCAUUGUUUUGUGACAUUACCAUUGUUCUGUGGCACAAUGUUCUGUGACAUUACCAAUGUUCUGUGACAUUACCAUUGUUCUGUGAUACAAUGCUCUGUGACAUUACCAUUGUUCUGAGACAUUACCAUUGUUCUGUGACAUUACCAUCUGUGACAUUACCAUUGUUCUGUGAUACGAUGCUCUGUGACAUUACUAUUGUUUGGAGACUUUAGGGCAGUGCAUUUCUCUUUUGUUCCAUGUUCUGUGACUGUCAUUGUUCUGAAUACUGUGCCAUUGUACUGUGGUGGUAGUGUGCCAUUGCCAUUGUGACAUGUUUUGUGACAUCUAGUCAUUGCUCUGUGACAUCUUGACAUUGCUCUGUGACAAUUCACAUUGUCUGACAUCGUUGCUUCUAAUCAGAUAAUUGUUUGGGAAAGGGUUGGGAUUUUAUGUGUGCUUCAGUUACUUCUGUAAGCACUAGUGUCUCAUUGUAUUCAUCUGAUUGUGUCUCAUACAACUGACUGCACGGGUAGUGCAUGCAUUUGGUAUAUUUCAUGACUUGGUUUGAUAGGACAGACUAUAAACUACUCAGGCUUUGGUGGGGACCUAUCUGACAUUCCUGUGUCUUUCAUUGAAAUAAUAUCCCUACCAUUGACAUACAAUAGUCCUCCUAUUUACAAUAAACCAUGACCAUGGCGAUAUCUAAACAGACCUUUGUUAUGAUUUUUAACAUUUUCUUUCCUUAUUCUUUUGGUGGGUUAAUUAUUUUAUAAUUUAUUUUAUUUAUUCAUUUCAUCAUUUUUUAUGAACAUGAUCAUGUUAAUAUUGUAUCUUCUGUGUUUCUCUUUCUCAUCAAUGCAGUAUGACUAUUGUGUAUUUGUUGAUUGUAAUGCACCUGAUCCUGUGUUUAUUGGCCAGAUGCUCACCUUCUUGGGCAGAGAAGGUGAGGAAGUAGCCGGAAAAGGUAGUGUAUCUAUCUUCCUGCUCCUGGAGAAAUGGAACAUUGUUUUAGCCGGAAAAGGCAGUGUAUCUAUCUUCCUGCUGCUGGAGAAAUGGAACAUUGUUUUAGCCGGAAAAGGCAGUGUAUCUAUCUUCCUGCUCCUGGAGAAAUGGAACAUUGUUUUAGCCGGAAAAGGCAGUGUAUCUAUCUUCCUGCUCCUGGAGAAAUGGAACAUUGUUUUAGCCGGAAAAGGUAGUGUAUCUAUCUUCCUGCUCCUGGAGAAAUGGAACAUUGUUUUAGCCGGAAAAGGUAGUGUAUCUAUCUUCCUGCUGCUGGAGAAAUGGAACAUUGUUUUAGCCGGAAAAGGUAGUGUAUCUAUUUUCCUGCUCCUGGAGAAAUGGAACAUUGUUUUAGCCGGAAAAGGUAGUGUAUCUAUCUUCCUGCUCCUGGAGAAAUGGAACAUUGUUUUAGCCGGAAAAGGUAGUGUAUCUAUCUUCCUGCUGCUGGAGAAAUGGAACAUUGUUUUAGCCGGAAAAGGUAGUGUAUCUAUUUUCCUGCUCCUGGAGAAAUGGAACAUUGUUUUAGCCGGAAAAGGUAGUGUAUCUAUCUUCCUGCUCCUGGAGAAAUGGAACAUUGUUUUAGCCGGAAAAGGUAGUGUAUCUAUUUUCCUGCUCCUGGAGAAAUGGAACAUUGUUUUAGCCGGAAAAGGUAGUGUAUCUAUCUUCCUGCUCCUGGAGAAAUGGAACAUUGUUUUAGCCGGAAAAGGUAGUGUAUCUAUCUUCCUGCUCCUGGAGAAAUGGAACAUUGUUUUAGCUUAGUUUUGUGUUUUUCAUAAAAGUGGCCUGAUAGGCGGUGUUUCUGGAUAAGUCAGUGGUGCAGUAACAACUACCCCACGUAGUGUUGUACUGCUACAAGCUGGUCCAGAUUGAGUCAGGCAUGCCCAGCCAACAAACAACAAACUCAAGUGUUAAUCAGCAACCUCAGCAGCAACCGCUGUCAUCAGCAGCAACCACUGUCAUCAGAAGCAACCACUGUCAUCAGAAGCAACCACUGUCAUCAGCAGCAACCAAUGGCAUCAGCAGCAACUGGUUCAUGUGUUCUUGGGCUGAUUUUAGACUCAAACUCACCAUGGGUUAAACUGUUCUUUGGACUGUUUGUUACAAAAUUUACAUCUUUAUCUUGAAUACACUUCCCUUUUUUGAUGUACACACAGUUUGCUAAUUAGGCAGUUUGAUUCAUUCUCAUUGAUUCUCUAGUAUGGCUUACAGUUAUUUCAUCAGGUUUCACAAAUAUGCAACAUCUCUCCUGGACCCCGUUGUGUUGCCAUGGUGGACCAAACACUGGACAAUUAAUGAUUAAAAAGUCAAUUUGUUAUGAAAUAGGACUGAAAUUAUAUUGACUGUUUUGUUGAAUAUAUUGAUUUUUGUGUGUGCAUUAGUCUUGGUCUAUAGUGUAUUCAUUCAUUUACUUUGCUUUUUGGCAUCAGCAUGUGACAUCAACCUGUUUGUGUGUGUGGUAAAAUUAUUUUUGUUGUUACGAAUAAAAUUUAUUUUAAAACUU